AGUGACACACCCCCAAACCAGUUCUAUAUAAAUCUCCCUAAUUACAGCAGGUGAUGUUAAGGACCAGGGCAUUUUGGCAGUUGCAGUUUAUCCAUCAACCUGACUCAAUACUGAAUAUGGGGAACUGCAUUCAAGGUGUGAAGGACUUCUUCUGUCGGCCAAAGAACACUAAUGUUCGAGUGAGCCUCCCCAUGGUGUGCUUUGUCUGGCAGAUUGCUAUGAUCAUUCUGUUUGGCGUCUUUAUCCGCUACGAUGAGGAGUCUGACACUCACUGGAGUGAACACAGGAAAUCACACAACAUAUCAAGUGAUAUAGAGAAUGACUUUUACUUCAGGUACCCAAGCUUCCAGGACGUGCACGUGAUGAUCUUCGUGGGUUUUGGCUUCCUCAUGACCUUUCUGAAGAAGUACAGCUUCGGUGCCGUGGGUUUCAACUUCCUCAUCGCCGCCUUCGGCAUUCAGUGGGCUCUGCUGAUGCAGGGCUGGUUCCACUCCCUGGACCACACGGACGGGAAGAUCAAAAUCGGCGUUGAAAGCCUCAUCAACGCAGACUUCUGUGUGGCCGGUUGUCUGAUUGCAUAUGGCGCAGUUCUGGGGAAGGUCAGCCCGGUCCAGCUACUAGUGAUGACACUCUUUGGUGUGACGCUCUUUGCAGUGGAGGAGUUCAUCAUUCUCACCGUCAUUCAUGCCAGAGAUGCCGGUGGCUCCAUGGUGAUCCAUACUUUUGGAGGUUAUUAUGGUCUAGCCAUCUCUUGGGUUCUCUAUCGCCCUCAUUUGGACCAGAGCAAACGUCUGCAAGGGUCUGUGUACCAUUCGGACGUAUUCGCUAUGAUUGGCACGCUCUUCCUUUGGAUGUUCUGGCCCAGUUUCAACUCAGCAAUCACAGACCAUGGUGAUGGGCAGCACCGGGCAGCCAUUAACACCUACCUCGCCUUGGCAUCUACUGUCCUGACCACCGUAGCCAUCUCCAGUGUUUUCCAGAAGAAAGGCAAACUGGAUAUGGUGCACAUACAGAACGCCACCCUGGCGGGUGGUGUAGCUGUGGGAACCGCUGCUGAGUUUCUGUUGACACCCUAUGGCUCCCUGAUUGUGGGUUUCUGCUGUGGCAUUCUGUCUACUUUUGGCUACCUCUACAUCUCGCCGUUCAUGGAGAAAAGACUGAAGAUUCAGGACACCUGCGGCGUACAUAACCUGCAUGCCAUGCCAGGAGUGAUUGGUGGCAUCGUUGGGGCCAUUACUGCAGCAGCUGCCUCAGAGUCCACAUACGGACAUGAGGGAUUAAUCAAUACCUUCGACUUUGAGGGGGAUUUUAAAGAUCGGACCCCCAAUAUUCAGGGUGGCCACCAGGCAGCCGGGAUUUGUGUGGCCAUCGUUUUUGGAAUUGGAGGAGGAGUAUUAGUCGGUAUCAUCCUGAGGCUGCCAAUCUGGGGGGACCCUGCAGACGACAACUGCUUCGAUGAUGAAGUGUACUGGGAGCUGCCUGAAGAUGAGGAGAGCAUUCCCCCAAUUCUGGAAUACAACAACCACAUGAGCAACAAGCAGCAGGAAAUGUCUGAAUCCAACUUCUCUGUGGAGCAGAGCUAGUGCUGCAGCCUGACGCUCUGCAGGACUACAGACCAGUGCCUCAGCUCUUCCAUAGCAACAGCCAUUAAUGAAGAUGCCCUUCUGGAAGCGGGGGAAUGCACUUGGCCAGAGUGACCUGCGAGAGACUGCUCCUAUACUUAUUACAUUAAUGUAAGCCAUCAGCAAUUAGGGAAAUGUCAGAGACUCAGACUCCAAAAGUCCAGAAGGUGAUACCUGUUAGUAUGAUGCUAUUUCUUUGACAGUGUGUAUUAUAUUCGUAAAGAAUAAUUCUGUAUUGAUUACAAAUGUAGCUUAACUAGAUUUCAUGACUAAAUUUCAUGUCUUAACUAGAUUGAUAUGGCAUUGCUUAUAUAUAUAUAUAUAUAUAUAUAUAUAUAUAUACAAAAUAUCAUAAUAUGACCCAUAACAUGUGGAAGUGCGUGUGUGUGUGUAUGUGGCUACGUCUCUGCGUGCAUGUGUGCGUGAGUGUAUUUUUACUAUUUGUAAUGUCUGGACUGAUCACUGUUAAAAUUAGGAAGAUUUGCUGCAUUGAAGUAGUACAGAAACAUUAUUUACUAAUAUAUUGGUCCUCAUUUUAAUGUAUUUCACAUAAUAUGCUAAUUAAUGUCACAUCUUAUAAUCAUUAUUAUGCUUUUACAAGAAUAUGUUAUUACAGGUUUUGCAGCUGUAUAUAGACUUUUACAUUUGUGCCAUAUUCACUUUUAUAAUUAUAAAUGGUUAAUUAUUUUAAUAAAUGUCUGUCAGCUCUGCGAAAUAACUAGAAUGUGACACCAAUAAUAUGGCCAGACUCAACCCAGGAAUCUAAAGUCUUUAUUUAGCAGAAUCCUUAUCAAGCUGUACAAUCAUUAAAUUAUUUUUAUACUAAGCCAUAUUUUCAAGUAUUCAAUGGGCAAUUUUACUCUGUAUUUUAAUUAGACUGCACUCUGUAUGUUUUAAAUAGAAGCUUUUCAGCUAUACUAUUCUCUGCAUUCAGGAUUAAAUGAAAGCUAUUGAGGCUGUAUGUUUGCUGGUAAUCUGCUAAUGUACGUGUAGUUUUGUUUUUAACUGCGACCUUUAUAUAGCCAAAAACAUGGGAGACACAUGGCCAAUGAAAAACUCUUAAUAAACAAAAUGUCUUGAUUGCUUCUGAAAUGCGUACCAAAGUCUCUUUCCCAAGAUUACAUUACAUAAUACAUUUGUGAAGGGGUAUAGUUGAUAUUUUUGUGUAAUUUUAUAUUUUGAACAUGUAAGAUCAAGUAUUGCGUAUGAUGCCUUGUGUUAAUGUACGCAAAUGAAUAAACUUUGUAA
Messenger RNA from Anguilla anguilla (European eel), 2870 nucleotides. It is a transcript of the gene rhcgb, whose product is annotated as Rh family, C glycoprotein b. The transcript has 11 exons. The coding region runs from base 54 to 1583 and encodes 509 amino acids. Lineage: Eukaryota; Metazoa; Chordata; Actinopteri; Anguilliformes; Anguillidae. Gene Ontology annotation, molecular function: ammonium channel activity. The record is from RefSeq and is a predicted model, not a curated record. Gene Ontology annotation, biological process: ammonium homeostasis; ammonium transmembrane transport. Gene Ontology annotation, cellular component: plasma membrane.